GCACCCUCUCGCUCUCGUCGCAGACUCGAGCGCCGGAGUUUCUGGACCCGGCGGUGACGGAGGUACGACCGGCACGCGGGCCGGAGUCGAGCGGCAGACGCCACGACGCGCGCACGCCUUUGCGACCACGACUCGCGCGCGGCGCAGCUGCUGCCUGCCGCGGCACCGGUCAUAUACAAGCGGCGUGAGUACCGCUACUGCGGCCGCCAGCAGCGAACAAGCCACGCGCACACAGUUGGCCUGUCGUCGGCAAAACACGACGCAGGCCGCGAAGUUCAAGACCUGUCUUUCCGCUGCAACGCAUCGUCGCUGACGGACAGGCAGCGGCGUCGAUCUCACGGCUGCUUUUGAUGUCACCGGUUCGAGGCGCGGGAGCUGCGUGAACUGCCAGUCAUGAGGUGGCAAAGCCUCGGACGAAAGGAACCGAAUUCCUGGUGGCUUCCCCUGUGUUCUUCCUGCCUUGCAGUGCAGCUGCUCUUCGGGGUACUGCCCGCGGUUCGAGCGGUGGAGGCUGGCGGCAACACCGGAGGCCCAGGCAGCAGCAGCGAGGUGUACCUGAGCAGCGUGGAGCGCGAGAGUGACUCACCCGCGACGAGCUUCUCGCCCGCGACGUCGGCCGAGACGCCAGGAGGAGACGACCCCGUGGUGCCCACCCCGCGGCUCGCCUUCCUCGACAAGAUGCUCGAGCAGUACGACAAGCGCGCGUGGCCCACCUACGGAAUGGGGCAUCCAACGUACGUCAAAGUGAACAUAUACGUGAACAGCAUAGGCCCUGUCAACGCAAACAAUAUGGAGUACGGCAUGGACAUCUACCUGCGCCAGUCAUGGCAGGACCUUCGGCUCAACGUGACCAAGUACGGUGUGACCACGCCAGUGACCAUUAACGGCGAGGACAUCAUGAGCAAGAUCUGGAAGCCCGACCUGUUCUUCCGUAACGUGAAGGAGGCCAGCUUCCACUACGUGACCGUGCCAAACAAGCUGGUCAAGCUGGGGCCCGACGGAGAGGUGCUGUUCAGCAUGCGGCUCACGCUGCGCCUCGCCUGCUUCAUGUCCUUCAAGCACUUUCCCCUGGACACGCAGAAGUGCCACAUUCUGCUUGGACCCUACGCCCAAACCAUAGAACAAACAGCCAUUUCGUGGCAAGACACGGACCCCAUUGUGCUUGAACGCCCCAUCGAAAUUCCCGAGUUCGACCUGGUCCACAACUCUUACGGACAUUACAACCGGGCGAUCGACACAGGCGUGUUCAGUUUCCUGAACGCGACGUUCAUCCUGGAGCGACAGAACGGCUACCACCUGAUACAGACGUACCUGCCCACUUUCCUGAUCGUCAUGAUCUCCUGGGUCUCCUUCUGGCUCAACGUGGACGCCACGCCCGCGCGAGUCACCCUCGGAGUCACCACGCUGCUCACCAUGACCACCGUCGCGUCCGGUGUGCGCACCCAGCUCCCGCCCGUGUCAUACAUCAAAGCCAUCGACGUGUGGAUAGGCGCCUGCUCCGUCAUGGUCUUCGGAGCCCUCCUAGAGUUCACGCUAGUCAAUUACCUGUCCCGAAGCAAACUACGACCCGAGGAGUUUCGCAAGUCCAUCAACAUCUUCAACCGUAACCGGAAAAGCGGUGAAAAGCAAGACGGCGAGGAAGGCGUCAACAAGUACGAGACACGCGGGCACAUGGAACUUCAGAAGAACCUCAAGAGGUCCCAGAACGUCGACAAAGUGUGUCGCAUCAUGUUUCCCUUCGUGUUCUUCGUCUUCAACCUCAUCUACUGGUUCUACUACCUCUACCAGAGCGAGUUCACUUGAGACGGAAAGCUGACUUCUUACCGGAGUUACAGGACUUUUUGAAGAAGGUCAACGCGGUCCGCGGGAGAGCAUGGUCUGUGCCGACUGAAAAAAAAAAAAAAAAAGAUGGAACAAGGGACACUUCGGUGUUUUUGCACUACGGAAACUUUUUACGCUAGCCUUGUGCUAUAUGUCGAUCGCUGAGGUUAAAGACGCCGGCUCCGACAGUAUGUGCUGGACGGAAUUCGGAGACACAUCUAAAUAUUGGAGCUCAUAAACAGAAGUUUCGGCUGUUUAUGUGAGUUGCGGUGCAAUGUGUGCGUGCUAGCCAACGUCGAUAGCUUUGCCGAGUUCCCAUCUCUACUAAUUCUUUAGGUAUAAUUGCGGUUGCACACCCACUGCUUGAGAGACACAACGCGAGAUGAAGACACAAAACAGGACGUCUGUGUAUUUCCGUGUGGAGCAAAGGUGCCUACUGUUUGUGUUUUCUUCGCACCGCAGUGUGUCUCAAGCAGUGCGUACGAAACAUUGAUUGCGUCGACAGCAUGUCUUUUGAUUUCUAAAGCAGCUGCUGGCUAGUAAAGAUUCCAUUUAAUUUAUUGGAGGAGCCCUUGUGGGCGUCGUUCGUGUUUACCUAUCUAACAUCGUGCAGAAGUGUUUAAACUUUCGUUUCGUUAGUUAAGCCUUUUAAUGGUGGGGAUGAACUCGCAACAGCUGAAGACUUUGACUUUGGGCUUUUCUUUUGUUGUUGUUAAGCAUAUUGGCUUGCCAGCGUGUGAUCGUUAAAUGCACCAAGAUUGGGGCUUUUUGCAUACUGUGUUUUGACGAAUGUUUUUUUUUUUCAAUUAUUAUUGACUGUUAUGUUUUACUGACAGAGAAGCAGAGCUGGCGAUGGUACUUGGCCCUCCUUUUGCUUUUUUGUCCUUUUCGCCGAAACAAAGACUCUGCACAGUGUAUUGCAUUGAUUAGGCAGGUUUGCACUUCGCAGUUGCAUCAUAAACCCAGGCGCUGGACCGAAUUAAUGUCACAACCGCGAUAUUUUUGAACAACCACAUUGAGUCGCCAAGGAAGUGCUAUUGCUAGCAUGUUUUUUUUUUUUUUUUAGUUGCUUAGUUGGUCACUCGGAUAUAUGUGUGAGAGAGAAACAACUCUAACCAAUGGUUCUGUGCUGCUUGACUGACCUUACGGAAGCGUUUUCAGCAAGGCCAUGCUUGUGCAAUUAAAAAGCCCCGAAAAUUAGAUGCGCCCUUUAAAGGGGUCCUCAAACACUUUAUUCCCGCUUCGUCAAUUUCAGUCCUUCGUAAACACUAAUUUACUUCGUGGCGGAAGGCUUCUUUCUUUAUUGUACCGAAAGUUGAAAACCUUAAAGGCAUAGUACAGCGUGUUCUGUACAACGUCAACGAAAGAGGACAAAUUCACACAAAAUUUAUCUGCGGAAUAAUUUUUGCAUAAGACUGGACUGCAGCAAGCAUGCGAAGUGCUAAUACUUAUAGGCGACUCGUUUGUCCUCCAGUCACAAAAGAGAGUGCCACAUAAAUCUAGAGUGUUUUUUUAACACUAAUCGGUCACGAUACCACAGCUGUAACGUGGUGCGUAAGUUUAUGCAACCAUGCCUCAAGCGCACGGGACACACACAGCAGGGCACAACCACAUAGUAUUACAAACGGUGGCUUCGCGUUCUUGCGAUAUAAAGCGAAACACUUACACUCAUGCAAGAAGCUGUUCGCUGCAAAUUCGCAAUUGGCCCAGUCAACAAAGAUUCAAGGAAAUAGAUGACACAGAGUACAACGCAUUUCUCUGGAACGGUUCGCGUGUAGUCUCUGAGAGAUUGCAAAUUCUUAACCGAAGCCCUUGCGUUUGACGCCAUAGUUACCCUCACGCCACUCGUUACGAAUGGGUUUGUUACGUGCGUGGUCAUGGUCCAAAAUUUCAUCUGGAGUCAAGCUCAGAACCUAUCCUUUUUUUUUCUUUAAGCGCAGAGAAGUUACCGUCAAGACGCUGCUUGCAGUUACCGUCAAGUGCUGCAUCGGUAUGUGCCUGCAUCACUAGAGAUAUAUGCCACGGAGGGGUGAGCUCGGAGGCAAACAAGUGUCAACAAUAAGUGGCUGAGGACCUCUGUAGGUUGAGAACAGGCUCGAAGUUGCGUACAACUUCGUGUUAUAGGCAGUAGCGAAGGCGAAUGACCAAACCACGAGGCACCUGGUGGGACCAAACUUGCCUCUAUGCCUGGCGCUGAGAGCCACGAUGAAACCUUUACGAGCGUGAUCUGCAUUUGCUGUAUCCUUCCCACGCAUUGUUGUUUCUCCAGUUAAGCGGUAUGUCGUGUUGUCUAGUCAAAUGAGCGUGUCCGAUGGAGUGCUGCGCGUUCUUUUUCAUGUGUACUGCUGAUUUUCCGUAGACAGCUGUGUGAGUUCCUCGUGAAACCAAGCAGGGUAUCUGGCCGUGCUGUCGAUUUCUUCAUGAAGGCAACCGGCAGGUCGAUCGCGCUGUUAUCCGCGCCUGGCGAACGAUAGUUGUUUUGUGCCCCAGUUCAUCGUCUAUCCUGUGUAUAUUCAUCAAAUGCUUAAGCAUAGUCAAGAAGGACGUGUGUAGUAUUGAAAGAGCCGAUUUCUUCAUUGUAUGCAUGUCCUCUCUGCAGCGAGAAUCUUGUGCGUUAGCACGAGUGCAGCAUCAUGACUAAGUGUUUUUUUUACGUUUCACCAGGCAACAGAUGCCGCGAACCAAACAAAGGAUGGCUUUUAUCGUCUAAUCAGAGCUGUAAAUUAGAAAUAGGCAUGGUUAACGGGAAUGCCAGAUAGCGCGUUGACUGGCCCCUGUUUGCGCUCCUAGCAUAGCCAAGUUAUACUGUUCGCAAUUGAUCCUAGAGGUAUUCCUCGAUUUUUGAGAGAGAAGUUCAACAUCAGAUCCAAAUGUACACUAAGCCAAUAGUCAUACUGGCGUAGGAAAGUAAUUGUGUUAAGGCCCUUUAAGAAACCAAGAGCUUAGUAGGAACACAAGGCCGGCAAAACAGCAUUAUGUGUUGCAGAGUGUGCCGUUGUGAUACAUUAACAUGUUGUUAUUGUCGAGUUACACAUGCACUCACGAGUGAUGCCGAGGAUUUGAAUUUCGUUGUGAUAAGCCUCGUCAUGAGAUAUCAACAGCUCUGAAGCUCAGUAGUACCUAAAUACGAACGCUCUAGAGACCUGGUCUUCAGACUGCGCUUAAUUCGUAUGCAGAGUGAAAUGCUAUUGCGCUGGUGCAGUCAUAACGAGCAAGCUUCCUAUAAUUAAGAUAGCUUAUUUCAACCGCACCAAGAUCACCUGCUUCCGAUUACUCCUGUGAAAGUAAAAGCGUAUACUUUGUUCGAAGAAACGUUCACACCGUGCUGACCAUAAAGCAAUGCGAAGUAAUUCCCCGCAAGUAGCCCUCAAGCUCACAGCACAGACGAAAUCAUUUUUGCCUGUUUGUCUCUGCAUGGAGCGCAUAAUUAGCCGCACGGCGGACUAGCCCAGGACGUGGUUGAACUGUAAGUUUGCACGUUAGAACUCCUUAUCUCGUCCUUAUGUGCACAUAGCUGGUCUCUCGUAGUCGGGAGACCCGCUCGUAGACAUGGUGGCACGGCGAUGUCUCGACGGUAUUCCCAUGUGCUAGGCUUAAGCUCGAAGGUGAACAAGGUUGUGCAAUGUAACUGAUGCGAUCUCUUCACUCUCUGCAGCCGCAGUUGUAUCAUGAGAAUUCUAUAUAUUGACGUUCUACAUAUGGUGUGUAUAUGAAUAGUUCGCCUUUUCGAACUACAAACACUGAAUAAUUUUACUCGCUGUGAAUCAUGAAAAGAGUUGGAAUAAUCGAUCACCACGAAUAUAAAACACGUCUGCUGGUUAAACUUACAAGGAGUGAUUAGAAUUGAUGAAGGGAACCUCGACCCCCUCAUUUCAGCUGUGUUUUCUUUUCUCUUUCUUUCUUUUUUUUUGCAACUCCUGAGUCUGCGAUAUGACACACGUGUCGUUUAAUAGAGACCCCUCGACAGACUUCCGCGUUAAGCUUGGGCUAUAGUAAGUGCUACAAUACAACCACUAAAUUUCAAACAGGCGCCCCCCCCCCCCCCCUUAUGCAAACGUCAUUACUAGAACUUUAAAGACGCUAGCAUAUUUUUCUACCGUCAUUCUGAUUUUUUGUGGAAGGUCGAAUAGGUGCCUCGUAGCCUAAGUAUUCAUCAAUGAUCUUCAUGGCUAUCAGGUUCGCUUGGAUCUGAAUUUGGCAGUGAUUAUGCGUUCCUAUAUUAAGCGAUAGGCGUAGCAUUUACCCGGAUAGACGCCGGUGAAGCUUUCUAUUGAACUUUUGCGCGUACUUGCGCUUUCGUCCGACAGUAAGGCUCAGAUGUUGGGAAAGGUUCGGAAAUCCCUGAAUUCACGGAAGUGUACCAUAAACGUAUUUAAUUUCGUUGGCGGCGCUUUUCCUUGUACGUAGUCAGGACACGCUGCUUGUUUACGUAUGUACUACCUGCAUGAGUAAGCGCGGGCCAUAUCAGCAGCCUGCGCAUUCUGCCGGUAGUCUCGAACGUUCUCCAGACAGGACACCGCACCUCAGCGGUAAAUGACCAUCCAAAAGUUGACGGGUGACCAAAUCUUCAGGUGACCAAAUAUCUAACACGAUUGCAUGCCAUCGCCAGCAGAUGGCGGUUCAGUACCGAGCGGCGGCAGUUCACAAUUUCUCACUGCGCAUUUCUAACAGUCGCCUUCUGUCUACAUAGCACUCAUGUUAAGUCCCCACUUGUAACGUUUAAAAUAUUCUGGGACCUGAGCAAGAAAUGAUUUAUUCGAGCGAUAAGUUGGCCAAUGAAGAAUUUGAGAGUAUUUUGAUUGAGUUCGCGAUGGUGCAUUCUUCUUAAUGUCAUCGUUUACCGGUGUUUACAGUGUUCUAUAGGAGUAACUAUUGGUGCAGAUGGCGAGAACGGAACUUUUAGCACUUUUAACCGUCCAAAAGCAUUUAUUUCUAAAGCCUAAGCAAUGCUGCUUCGGUAUGAAUCUUGAAAGUAACGCUCAGAAGUUUGCUUUGGCCGUAACGUAAAUAUUAAAAUUGAAGAAAUGCCGCCACAGUGCUGGAGACAAUAGGUUGAACAGUCAGAAAGCUCAGGAGUAUUGCUUCAUGGGCAGUUUUACCCGCUGAUAUGGGUAAAAAGUAAAAGCAUCUUACAGCGUUCAAGAGCUUAAGUCGCACGAUUAUAUAUUUGCCCUAUUUACACAACGAGGUAUCGAUUAAACUUCGUACCCUCUAGGCUGUCACGUGAGACGGGCUGUAGAAGUUUCUAAAAAUUACCUAGUGUAUGGUAAUAUAUGUAUCCAGAAACUCAUGAGCGGCUCGCAAAAGAAAGAGCCAACAGCAAAGCAGCUCCCGAUAUUGCACGCCAACGCUCAUGUGUAUUUCUUGUUUCUUCAGGCGCUGAAAAUGUAAACAAUCCGGGAGUGUUGUCUGUAGUAGAACCGAGGAGAUUUAUGUAAAUUAUGCCCAUUCUAAAAUUGCUCUAUAUAACCUUCUUCAUGUGAUAAAGACACUUUGUGAUAGCGGGAUAAUAUGGCCGGACGGUCGGCCUAACAUAUAAAUGAAAAUGAACGGAGUUUCUGAAGCACUCGCAAGACUAAUUUUUUGAUCAACAGCUGUCCGUGCAAAGUUAGCUCAAGUAUGGCACUGAGAGACAGGUGAGACAGAGAUGCAAGUAAUCGGAAUCAGGGCUUGGUAGCAGAUAUGAUAACCACGAUACCUAGGCCCCCAAUUGUGUUGUCGGUUGGGUCACUCACAUGUUCAAGCGCGCUGCAAAUCGUUCGCAUCGUGUUCAUAUUCACACUUCCACCAGUCACCGUUUCUGUGCCCCCGUUAAUGUGCCAUUGCUCACAAUAAGUGUCGUUUUCGGUAUUUUAGUGUUGACGAUUUUAAUAAAAAUUAUUGUUUUCCCA
Dermacentor andersoni is the source of this 7712-nucleotide messenger RNA. Its product is annotated as glycine receptor subunit alpha-2-like. The record is from RefSeq and is a predicted model, not a curated record. Gene Ontology annotation, molecular function: extracellular ligand-gated monoatomic ion channel activity; transmembrane signaling receptor activity. Gene Ontology annotation, cellular component: membrane. Lineage: Eukaryota; Metazoa; Arthropoda; Arachnida; Ixodida; Ixodidae. Gene Ontology annotation, biological process: monoatomic ion transmembrane transport.